Messenger RNA from Geodia barretti, 786 nucleotides. The record is from the annotation of a GenBank genome assembly. NCBI's taxonomy places the organism in Eukaryota, Metazoa, Porifera, Demospongiae, Tetractinellida, Geodiidae.
ACCUUUGCCGUGAUCGGGGAUCCCAUCGACCACUCGCUGUCGCCCAACAUCCACAAUGCCGCGUUUCGCAGCCUGAACCUUGACUGCACCUACAUAGCCUACAGGGUUCUGGCAGACGAGCUGGAGAGCGGCAUUGCCGCACUGAAGAGUAUCGGAGUGGCCGGAUUCAACAUCACAAUCCCGCACAAGAUCGCCGUCAUGCACCACCUAGACGUGGUGGAUGAGAACUGCAGCGUCGUCGGGGCGUGCAACACGGUCUCAAAUGCCGGCGGUACCCUGAAAGGGCACAACACCGACAUGGAGGGAUUCCUGGAUCCCAUCAGGAGGAGGGGGAUUCCCAUCAGGGGCUCACGGGUGCUGCUGCUGGGAGCAGCCGGGUUUGCCCGCGAGCGCGCCGAGUCCAUCACCGUGGCAAACAGGACCCUGGCCCGCGGGGCGUCCCUUGCGGGGUUUGCAGAGGCGGCAGGCCUGCAGGCCAGAUACGUCGGGCCUGACAGGAUCGGCCCGCUCUCAGAGUACAAGUUUGUCGUAAACGCCACGGCGGUCGGGCUGAAGGGCGAGCUCUCCCCACUGGACCUUGGGACGCUGGGCCCGGACUCGGUGGUGUACGAUAUUGUUUAUAGGCCCAUGAAGACAGAUCUGAUAGCAAAGGCUGGGAAGAUGGGAGCAACGAUAAUCUACGGGUACGAGAUGCUGCUGGGCCAGGCGGCGCGGGCGUUUGAGAUAUGGCACGGCACAGAGGCGCCAUACGGCGCCAUGAAACGCGCCCUGCUGGGGGGCGUCUGA